This is a messenger RNA of Triplophysa rosa, 3836 nucleotides long. RefSeq names its product acyl-CoA synthetase short chain family member 2 (gene acss2). The record is from RefSeq and is a predicted model, not a curated record. NCBI's taxonomy places the organism in Eukaryota, Metazoa, Chordata, Actinopteri, Cypriniformes, Nemacheilidae. The transcript has 19 exons. Gene Ontology annotation, cellular component: cytoplasm. Bases 654 to 2753 code for a protein of 699 amino acids. Gene Ontology annotation, biological process: acetyl-CoA biosynthetic process. Gene Ontology annotation, molecular function: acetyl-CoA synthetase activity.
AUCUAUAUUUUUGUUUCUGCGAUUGUAUGGCCGUCUUUCUGCAUUCACACUGAGGAGUUCUGAUCCACGCGUGGAAUAAUGAGUAACCUCACACUGCAUGCACGGCUCAUUUGAUUCAAUGUUGUUUUAGCUUGACUUUGCUUUUCCUCUCUAAUACUAGGAAACGUUUCCGCCUUUACUCGACCUCAUACAAGCUAACGCAGCCGAAAGACCUCUGGAGGUCUGACAGCUCUCUAUUGAAAGAUUUUUUCCCCUGUUUGAGACUUUUUUUAAUUCAAGGGUAUUCCGUCCAACAACUUUGCGCAUAAAGCAUUUGCAUUUCAUUCAUAUUGUUGUUAAUACUAAUCAUUGUAAAUCCUUUGUUAAACACUUUUCAGACAUCACGUCCUUUUCAAACUAAAUCGGAACCUUUUUUACUUUACUAAAACCCAACAGAAGCGCCUUUAUUAUUGGAUGUAACGUUAAAUGUAAUACAUUUAAGUCUCGUUUUGUUGAAGAUCUCGGACGCAAGUACACAACGCGUGUAUGGGAGUGUAACUCUCACAACACGGAAGUGAAUUAAUUAAGUCACACACGUAAAGCCAGUGAUCUCCGUGCUUGCAAUUUCAAGCUAACUUUGUAUUAGCUGUUAGGAAAUUGCAUUAGGUAUUAAAAUGAUUCCCGAUAAAGCACCAGGCGAGGAUGUGUUACAUGCAUCAGGGGACUUGAAGAAAGAAGCGCAUGUCCCUAGCUUUGAGAAAUACAAAGAGCUCUACGUCAAAUCUAUUGAGUCUCCCGAGGAGUUCUGGAGAGAUUUUGCCAAGGACUUCUUCUGGAAGACAAAAUACACUGGAAAGUUCCUGGACUACAACUUUGAUGUGACCAAGGGUGACAUAUACGUGAAGUGCAUGGAAGGUGCCUCAACCAACAUUUGCUACAAUGUUUUGGACCGCAACGUCCACGAAAGGAAGCUGGGGGACAAAGUGGCUUUUUACUGGGAGGGGAAUGAACCUGGUGAUGAGAAGACAGUGACCUACAGAGAACUGCUUCAACGGGUCUGCAAGUUUGCCAACGUUCUCAAGUCACAAGGUGUGAAGAAAGGUGACUGUGUAUCUAUUUAUAUGCCCAUGGUAGUGGAGCUGGUUGUGGCCAUGUUGGCCUGUGCUCGAAUUGGAGCGGUACACUCCAUUGUGUUUGCUGGCUUUUCCGCCGAGUCACUGUGUGAGAGGAUCAUGGACUCUCGCUGCUCUCUUCUAAUUACAGCAGAUGGUUUUUACCGCGGUGAUAAGCUGAUCAAUCUAAAGCUCAUAGCAGAUGAGGCUCUAGAGAAAUGCAGGAACAAGUCUUUCCCAGUGGAGAAAUGUAUAAUGCUAAAACACCUCACAAAGGAGGAUGAAAGCACGAUCCAUGGGUCACUGUCACCCCCAGCGAAGCGCGCCUGUUCCGACCUGCAGCAGGAAAAACAGAAUGAAAGAGUAAGAAGGGUCCGUCCUCCCCCACAGGUGCCAUGGAAUCCUGAGGUAGAUAUGUGUUGGCACUCUCUGGUUUGUGGAGCGUCGGAGGAGUGUGAACCUGUCUGGUGUGAUUCAGAAGAUCCACUCUUCAUCCUCUACACCAGUGGAUCUACUGGAAAACCCAAGGGUGUGUUGCACACAGUGAGUGGCUACAUGCUGUACACGGCCGUCACCUUUAAAAUGGUGUUUGAUUAUCAUCCUGAUGAUGUGUACUGGUGCACUGCAGACAUUGGCUGGAUCACCGGUCACUCAUACAUCACAUAUGGCCCGUUGGCCAAUGGCGCAACAAGUGUGCUGUUUGAGGGUCUGCCCACAUACCCGGAUGUAAGCCGAAUGUGGGAGAUUGUUGAUAAAUAUCACGUGUCCAAGUUCUACACAGCACCCACUGCCAUCCGGCUCCUUAUGAAGUUUGGCAGUGAGCCUGUAAAGAAGUAUAAGCGUGACUCUUUGAAAAUUUUGGGUACUGUAGGAGAGCCCAUAAACCCAGAAGCCUGGCAGUGGUACUACAAUGUGGUUGGAGAAAAGAGAUGUCCCGUGGUGGACACCUUCUGGCAGACUGAAACGGGUGGACAUGUGAUGACCCCUCUACCUGCUGCCACUCCCAUGAAGCCUGGAUCUGCUACGUUUCCUUUUUUUGGAGUCGUACCUGCCAUUCUGAAUGAGUCGGGGGAGGAACUUGAAGGACCAAGCGACGGUUAUCUAGUGUUUAAACAGCCUUGGCCAGGUGUGAUGAGAACCGUGUAUGGGAACCACCAGAGGUUUGAGACCACGUACUUCAAGAAAUUCCCUGGGUAUUACGUGACUGGAGAUGGUUGUCGUCGAGAUAAAGAUGGCUACUACUGGAUCACAGGGAGAAUAGAUGACAUGCUGAAUGUAUCUGGGCACUUGUUAAGCACUGCAGAGGUGGAGUCGGCGCUGGUGGAGCAUGAAGCCGUGGCAGAAGCGGCAGUUGUGGGGAGGCCACACCCUGUUAAGGGCGAGAGUCUCUACUGCUUUGUCACACUCAACGACGGAAUCAGUUACAACCAAAAACUGGAGGCGGAGCUUAAAAAGCAAGUGAGAGAGAAAAUCGGGGCAAUAGCUACGCCUGACUACAUACAGAAUGCACCCGGGCUUCCGAAAACCAGAUCAGGUAAGAUCAUGCGCCGCGUCCUGCGGAAGAUAGCAUGUAAUGAGCAGGAUUUAGGUGACGUGUCGACGCUAGCGGACAGCUCCGUCGUUGAUCAACUGUUUGAGAACCGCUGCUGUACCGCUGUGUGACCACCAGGGGGAGCUAACUCAACCCAACUGUCUGGCCCCACAGUAUAUAAUCUGCAGGAGAAGUCUGAGCUAGAUUGUAGAAUAAAGCUAGAGGGCAGACACAACGCUAAAGGCUUAUUCAGAGAUAUAUAAAUCCUACUGCGAUUUGCCGUCCAAUGAAGGUUUGGGAGUGAAAAUGGGGCGUUUAAAGGAUUUUUGCUAGACCCACUUGUAUAUUAGACAUCGUUGUUUUGCCCCAGAAGUUUAUUUUUGUUAUUUGUCCAUGUAGAUUUUUUAUGUACGUGUGAUUGUCUUUCUUACCACCGUUACGCGAUUGUGUGGCCUCACAUUCAUACGAACACUUACAGUAUCAAGUGGUUGUGGUUCCAAUGUUAACUGCUGUCCCUGUUUCUUUACCGGUGUCAUUUCCAUUAUGUUUUAAGAUUUAAUUACCUCCUCUUGUCUGGUAUUCAGAUUAUUCAGAUAAAAUUACAUGAAUACAUUAUUAUAUUAUAUUAUCAAUGUGCCAACUUAAGAGAAAAUAAGCUGCUUUGGACUGGUUUUUUAGAAAGCAAUUUCUAUAGAAGCUGAAGUAUGCAUUACCAGAAUAUGGUAUGAGGCAGAAGUAUACUUAUUUCUGCAACGGUUAUUUACCUCUAAUGGACAAACACUGUGUAUGUGAAUUUGAAAACAUACGCACGUUAUCUAGUCUGGUCGAGUUUUAUUAAAAGCACAUGUAUACAAAUGCAGACAUUAGCUCAAUCUUUAAGAAGAGGAAAGAUCAAACUCCAGCUUUUACCUGUUUUGAAUUUAAAGGUUUUCCGGAUUUCAGAUACAGCUGGUGCUGUUUAUUCAGCACAUUUUCAUUCAGCUGGGCAUUAAUUUUGUCAUUUCUGUGGGCGUUUCAUAGAUCUAUAUGUGGAUUAGCAGUUGCAGCAUUUCAAAGUCUUCUAAAAACACUGAUAAAUACUUUCUGGAUGAACCACUGAACCGUUAAAAUUCAUUUAAUGUAAAUUCUUUUUAAUUAUGUCUUUUUUCAUGUAAUCAAUUUAUGUGAGCAGAGCAAUGUCUCAUAUACUAAAUUGGGUGAAUUAAAAAGUGAUG